CCUUCGGCCAUUUUCAAACUUCCUCGCCAUCAUGCAAGUGGAUCACUCAAACCCGAUUACCCUCAGCCGCUAUGUGCUUGCGGACAAGUCCAUCCAGAAGAACAACGACCUGUGCAUCCUCUUCAACUCGAUCGAGUUGGCGUGCAAGGUCAUCUCUAGUGCCGUGCGUCGGGCCGGUUUGACUGGGUUGUAUGGCUUGGAUGGCUCCCAGAACUCCACUGGCGAUGACGUGAAGAAGCUCGACAUCUUGGCCAACGACAUCUUCAUCAACUCCCUCAAAAACUCGACCAAGAUCGAAGUCAUGGUGUCCGAAGAAAACGAAGAACCGAUCUGGGUCAACACGGCCAGCGACACCAAGUUCUGCAUCGCCUUCGAUCCCCUCGAUGGGUCGUCGAACAUUGAUUGCAACAUCUCGACGGGGACCAUCUUUGCCAUCUACGAAAAGAACGCUGCCACUGCGACGAGCGCUUCCACCGGCGGCUUGAGCGACAUCUUGCAACCUGGCAAGUCGUUGGUCGCGGCCGGCUACUGCAUGUACGGGAGUUCGACGCAAUUGGUGUUAACUUGGGGCAACGGCGUCGUUGGGUUCACGUUGGACCCAACGAUCGGGUCGUUCAUUCUGUCGCAUCCUGACAUCAAGAUCCCUUCCAACCCCAAGACGAUUUACUCGUGCAACGAAGGCAACUUGUCGUUGUGGGAUGCGCAAACCACGCAAUUCGUACACGAGUGCAAGACCGCCGCCAAGCCGUACUCGGCGCGGUAUGUCGGCAGUAUGGUGUCGGACGUCCACCGCACGUUGCUGUACGGAGGCAUCUUCUUUUACCCGGCGGACAAGAAGAGCAAGUCGGGCAAGUUGCGCUUGCUGUAUGAAGCCAACCCAAUGUCGUUCAUCGUGGAACAGGCGGGCGGGAUUUCCACCACGGGCACCCAGCGUGUAUUGGACUUGAUUCCCACGUCGAUCCACGAACGAUCGCCCAUCUUUUUGGGCUGCAAGCGCGACGUGAACCGCAUCUUGGAACUCUACGGCCAACCCACGCAAUAAAUAAAUAAAUCCCAACUCUUCCCA
Molecule: messenger RNA, 1066 nt
Organism: Aphanomyces astaci
Lineage: Eukaryota; Oomycota; Saprolegniomycetes; Saprolegniales; Verrucalvaceae
Exons: 8
Coding region: 32-1042 (336 amino acids)
Biological process (GO): fructose metabolic process; fructose 1,6-bisphosphate metabolic process; fructose 6-phosphate metabolic process
Cellular component (GO): cytoplasm; cytosol
Molecular function (GO): fructose 1,6-bisphosphate 1-phosphatase activity
Source: RefSeq, a predicted model, not a curated record